This is a messenger RNA of Podarcis raffonei (Aeolian wall lizard), 1416 nucleotides long. It is a transcript of the gene JKAMP, whose product is annotated as JNK1/MAPK8 associated membrane protein. The transcript has 7 exons. Gene Ontology annotation, biological process: response to unfolded protein. Gene Ontology annotation, molecular function: ubiquitin protein ligase binding. The record is from RefSeq and is a predicted model, not a curated record. Gene Ontology annotation, cellular component: membrane. Lineage: Eukaryota; Metazoa; Chordata; Lepidosauria; Squamata; Lacertidae. The coding region runs from base 275 to 1207 and encodes 310 amino acids.
UAUGAGAAAGCCGAACACAAUAGGCCACGCCCCCUCCCCGUUCAGUCUCAGUGCCCAAUGAAGAGAGGAACUUAGUCCGAGCCACGCCCCGCUCACCACCCAGAGGAGGUCCCGAACGCGACCGCCACGCCUAUCGGGGGCGUGGCUAUGUGAAGCCGACAAACCAAUCAACGAGGACUGGAGGAACCUGAGAGGAAGUGACGCAAAGCCAGCCGCUGUUGCUGCCCGGUUAGCUGUCAAGAACCCGGAUGAUUUUGGGGGUGAAUAGGUGGAGAUGGUUGUAGAUAUUCAGCCAGAUUGCCUUGGGCUUUAUUGUGGAAGAACAGCGGAAUUUAUAAAUGGGACUGAAAUUCAUGGCGAUUGUGGGGUGUGUCCAAGAGGGCAAAGGACAGAUGCUCACAAAAUUUGUCGGCCAUGUAUGGGAUCUCCAGAACGCUACGAUUGGCUUUACCUUGGCUUUAUGGCAAUGCUUCCUCUGAUUUUGCAUUGGUUCUUCAUUGAAUGGUAUUCAGGGAAAAAGAGCUCCAGUGCUCUGUUCCAGCACAUCACUGCUUUAAUCGAAUGCAGCGUGGCAGCCAUCGUUACUCUGCUUGUAAGCGACCCCCUGGGCUCCUUGCAUAUCCGCUCCUGCAAGGUGGUGAUGCUUUCUGACUGGUACACCAUGCUCUACAACCCGAGUCCUGAUUACAUUACCACUAUUCAUUGUACCCACGAAGCAGUCUACCCUCUCUACACCAUUGUAUUUAUAUACUAUGCCUUUUGUUUGGUGUUGAUGAUGAUGCUUCGGCCCCUUUUGGUGAAGAAGAUUGCUUGUGGGCUAGGGAAGUCUGAUCGAUUUAAGAGCAUUUACGCAGCUCUCUACUUCUUCCCGAUCCUAACUGUGCUUCAAGCAGUUGGAGGCGGCUUGCUCUACUAUGCUUUCCCUUAUAUCAUCAUAGUGUUAUCUCUCGUCACCCUGGUUGUGUAUCUGUCAGCUUCCGAAGUAGAUACUUUCAAGGAUCUCCUUGUCAGGAAGAAAAGGCUCAUUGUUCUGUUCAGCCACUGGCUCCUGCACGCCUACGGGAUCAUCUCCAUCUCCAAGCUGAACAACGUCUACCAAGACUUGCCCCUGCUGGCUUUGGUGCCGGCACCUGCUCUAUUUUACUUGCUUACUGCAAAGUACACGGAUCCUUCGCGGAUACUCUCCGAUGGAGCAAACGGACGUUGAGCCAAGAAUCCAGCGUUGAAGGCUGAGGUUCUCUGGGGCCCAGCCAUCGUUCCCCUCUUAUAGGAAGCUGUCAGUUCUCUUAUCAGCCAGCUUUCAGGUAAAGUUUCUUUAGGAUCAAGGCUUAGUCCCCCCACAUCAGCUCGAUUCUAUCCUCCUAAGCAACAUCUGGAUGCACCUGUGCAUGUGAUGCCUUAGAAGUGUUCCAUCAG